This is a messenger RNA of Stegastes partitus (bicolor damselfish), 1255 nucleotides long. RefSeq names its product TP53 induced glycolysis regulatory phosphatase b (gene tigarb). Gene Ontology annotation, biological process: negative regulation of glycolytic process; regulation of pentose-phosphate shunt. Gene Ontology annotation, molecular function: fructose-2,6-bisphosphate 2-phosphatase activity. The coding region runs from base 42 to 833 and encodes 263 amino acids. Gene Ontology annotation, cellular component: cytosol. The transcript has 6 exons. NCBI's taxonomy places the organism in Eukaryota, Metazoa, Chordata, Actinopteri, Pomacentridae. The record is from RefSeq and is a predicted model, not a curated record.
GUCGAACCAACGAGGAAGUAGCACGAGAGCUGCGGCUGAAGAUGUUUACGUUUAGUGUAACGCUCGUACGACAUGGGGAAACACAGUACAACAAGGACAAGCUGCUGCAAGGUCAAGGUGUGGACACUCCUCUGUCAGAGUUAGGCGCACAGCAAGGUGAAGCUGCAGGACAAUACCUCAAAGACAUCCCAUUCAGCAAUCUGUUUGUCAGCAACCUGCAGCGGGCUGUGCAGACAGCUGAAAUAAUUCGGAGGAACAACACUCACUGUUCUGGCACCGAGAUGGUUCUGGAGCCGUUACUCAGAGAAAGGGGUUUCGGUGUUGCUGAAGGACGUCCCAAGGAGGAUCUGAAGAACAUGGCCAAUGCUUCUGGUCAGUCGUGUCGUGACUACACACCACCUGGAGGAGAGACGACAGAGCAGGUGAGGCUGCGAUUCAAAAAAUUCCUCAAACUCCUUUUCAAGCAAAUGCUCGAUGAGCACAGCUUGUCAGGACCGGAGGCCUCUUCAGGGGCAUCAACAGCUGGAGAUGCUGCAGCCUCGGACGUCCCUCCAGGCGGCUCGGCCGAUGACGGUCUUCAGGGAGUGUCGGUCCACGCUCUGGUGGUGAGCCACGGCGCUUACAUUCGUGUUGCUGUCAGGCACCUUGUGGAGGACUUGAAGUGUACUAUACCUGCAGGCGUGAAGAAUUCACAUCUGUUCUCGCCCUGUCCUAACACGGGCAUCAGCCGCUUUAUUCUCACUCUGAGCCAGUCUGAGUCUGGGCCGGUGCUCACUGCUGGUCGCUGUGUUUUUGCCAACAGAAAGACCCACCUAGAAAACUGCUCAGAAUAGUGUGAAAGGAGUAAAGUUUCAUGUCUGUGUGCAUACGUACACAGUGUCUAAUGGAUGAUAGGACUAUCAUAAACACAAAAGGGGAAAAAAAAGCUUCAACGUUACCACAGGUAACUGAAUGCAACAAUGCACAGGGUAAAUGUUUUAAUCAUGUUUACUGUGGAUCAAUCUCUAAACUCAUUGUGCAGUACUGUCAUGUUAUGAAUCAAUAUCCUUCCACCUGUAUGCCAAUAUGGACUUGUGUGUCAUUUUUAAAAUUGGUAAUUUAUUUGCCUAUUUUAUUACAUUAUACCAAAGUCUAAAUUAUUUAAUGUAUUCUGAACACUAUCAGUAGGUUUUUCAUUUCCAGCGUGAUGUGUGUCCUGUUGUUGCAGUUGUGGUGCUGCUCAUUUUACUUGUGCAAUACAACAUGAAAGCACUGA